This is a messenger RNA of Emys orbicularis (European pond turtle), 2183 nucleotides long. RefSeq names its product Bardet-Biedl syndrome 7 (gene BBS7). The coding region runs from base 33 to 2183 and encodes 716 amino acids. Gene Ontology annotation, cellular component: axoneme; membrane; ciliary basal body. The transcript is spliced from 19 exons. Lineage: Eukaryota; Metazoa; Chordata; Testudines; Emydidae. The record is from RefSeq and is a predicted model, not a curated record. Gene Ontology annotation, molecular function: protein binding. Gene Ontology annotation, biological process: intracellular protein localization; intracellular transport; non-motile cilium assembly.
GACCGUGCGGGCGGAGUCGCGAGCCUGAGGCCAUGGAGCUGCAACUGGCCCGCGUGGAUUAUUUGCAGGUGGGAGUGACAUCUCAGAAGACCAUGAAGCUUCUUCCUGCAUCAAGACGUAGGGCAACACAGAAGGUUGUCAUUGGAGAUCAUGAUGGUGUUGUUACAUGUUUUGGCAUAAAAAAAGGGGAAGCUAUGCCAGUGUUCAAGACACUGCCAGGGCAAAGGAUCACAAGGCUGGAGCUGGGAGGAGCUCUUAAUACACCACAGGAGAAAAUUUUUGUGGCUACAGGAUCAGAGGUUAGAGGUUUCACAAAGAGAGGGAAGCAGUUCCUUUCAUUUGAAACUAACCUCACUGAAAACAUCAAAGCUAUGCAUAUAUCGGGAGCAGAUCUCUUUCUUUGUGCAAGCUAUAUCUAUAACCAUUACUGUGACUGCAAGGACCAGCACUACUACCUGUCAGGAGAUAAAAUCAAUGAUGUCCUCUGUCUUCCAGUAGAGAAACUGUCUUGCAUUAGACCAAUAUUGGCAUGCCAGGAUAGAGUCCUUAGAGUUUUACAGGGGUCUGAUUUGCUAUAUGAAGUGGAAGUUUCUGGACCGCCUACUGUUCUUGCUUUAAACAAUGGAAAUGGUGGUGAUUCUGGAGAAGAACUUCUGUUUGGAACAUCUGAUGGGAAAGUUGGUCUCAUUCAGGUUUCAAGUGCAUCUCCGAUACAUAAGUGGGAAGUCAGAAAUGAGAAGAAGAGAGGAGGUAUCUUAUGUAUUGAUAACUUUGACAUUCUGGGUGAUGGAGUUAAAGAAUUACUUGUUGGCCGAGAUGAUGGUAUGUUAGAAAUCUAUAACUUCGACAGCACAAAUGAGCCUGUCCUUCGAUAUGAUCACGCCUUGUCAGAGAGCAUCACAUCUAUCCAGGGUGGCUGUGUAGGAAAGGAUGGGUAUGAUGAAAUCUUAGCAUCCACAUAUUCAGGAUGGGUGACAGGACUGACUACAGAGCCUGUCCAUAGAGAAGGCGGAUCUGGUGGAGAACUAAAGAUAAGCCAAGAGAUGCAGAACAAGAUUUCAUCCUUAAGGAAUGAGUUGGAACAUUUACAGAUAAAGGUCUUGCAAGAACGUGAAAAAUACCAGCAGUCUUCUCGGUCCAGUACUGCUCUUUCAGCAGUACCUGCAUUUAGUGUGAAUGACAAGUUUACAUUAAAUAAGGAUGAUGCCAGCUACAGUCUUAUCUUAGAGGUGCAGACAGCAAUAGAUAAUGUUUUGGUACAGAGUGAUGUUCCAAUAGACCUACUGGAUGUGGAUAAAAAUUCUGCUGUUGUUAGUUUUAGUGGCUGUGAUUCUGAACCAAACAGCAACUUUCUCCUUGCCACUUACCGAUGUCAAGCAAAUACUACUAGACUGGAGCUUAAGAUUCGAUCAAUUGAAGGCCAGUAUGGGACACUGCAAGCAUAUGUAACACCAAGAAUUCAACCAAAAACCUGCCAACUUUGUCAAUAUCAGAUUAAACCACUUUCACUUCAUCAAAGAACUCACUUUAUUGAUCAUGACAGACCCAUGAACACACUGAUGCUCAAAGGCCACUUCAGUUUUGCUGAAAUUCACUCCUGGGUUGUGUUUUGCUUGCCUGAAGUUCCUGAAAAAACUCCAAUAGGCGAUAGUGUGACUUUCUACUUUCAGAACACCUUCCUGGAUACACAGCUUGAAAGUACUUACAGAAAAGGGGAGGGAUUUUUCAAAUCUGACAACAUUUCUACCAUAUCCAUUCUAAAAGAUGUGCUCUCUAAAGAAGCCACCAAAAGGAAAAUUAAUCUCAAUAUAUCAUAUGAUAUAAAUGAAGUAUCUGUGAACCACACAUUAAAACUAAUCCACCCGAAACUAGAAUAUCAGCUGCUGUUGGCCAAGAAAGUUCAGUUAAUAGAUGCUUUAAAAGAGUUGCAGAUUCAUGAGGGAAAUAUGGACUUCCUGAUACCAGAGUACCGCUGCAUUUUAGAGGAAGCAGACUACCUUCUUGAAGAGUACAAGAAACAACCUGCACAUCUUGAGAGACUUUAUGGCAUGAUUACAGAUCUCUUCAUUGAUAAAUUUAAAUUUAAAGGCACAAAUGUGAAAACCAAAGUUCCUCUUCUUCUGGAAAUUUUGGACAGUUAUGACCAAAAUGCACUGAUUGCAUUCUUUGAUGCUGCUGCCUAA